UCUCCUCUGCUCUGGAGGUGCUGAAACGUCGCCUUUCUCGUUUCAGAGCACUAGCAGCCAUGGCUGAAAUAAAGACGGGCAUAUUUGCCAAAAACGUCCAAAAGAGGAUCAAUCGGGCGCAGGAAAAGGUUCUGCAGAAGUUGGGAAAGGCGGAUGAGACGAAAGAUGAACAGUUUGAGCAAUGUGUGCAGAACUUCAAAAGACAGGAGUUUGAGGGCUCUAGGCUACAGAGGGAGAUGAAGGCUUACAUAGCAGCUGUUAAAGGGAUGCAGCAGGCCUCUAUGAACCUGACAGAGUCCUUACAUGAAGUAUAUGAGCCUGACUGGCACGGCAAGGAUGACGUCAUGACCAUUGGAAAGAACUGUGACGCUCUGUGGGAGGACUUCCAUCAGAAACUGGUGGACUCCACCAUCAACACGCUGGAAACAUAUCUGACUCAGUUCCCAGAUCUCAAGAUGCGCGUGGCGAAGAGAAGCAGGAAGUUAAUUGACUAUGACAGUGCGCGGCACCAUCUUGAGACUCUUCAGACUUCAACCAUGAGGAAUGACAAGAGGAUUGCAAAAGCUGAAGAGGACUUGAAAAAGGCCCAGAGGGUUUUUGAUGAUCUCAAUGUUGGCCUGCAGGAUGAGCUGCCCACACUUUGGGAUAGUCGGGUGGGGUUUUAUGUGAGCACCUUCAAGAACGUCUCAAGCCUGGAAGCCCGUUUCCACAGGGAGAUUUCUUUUCUCUGUCAUAAGCUGUAUGAAGUAAUGAAUAAGCUCGCUGAACAACACUCAGACAAAAUGUUCACGAUUCAAGGAGCACCCAGUGACUCUGGGCCCCUGCGAUUAGCCAGGACUCCCAGCCCACCUGACGAUGAGAGUCCAGACAGCAGCCCAGCAGCCAGUCCUAACCACACACUGAGGCCCACAUCUCCUGGCCCACCUCGACCCAAAUCACCUUCACAGCUGAAGAUGGGACCUCCAAAACCACCUCCUCCAAAAGUUACUCCAACCAGGGAGCUUCAACAAGAGCAGAUAAUCGACCUGUUCGAUGGAGGAUUUCCAGAGAUCAGUGUUACAUCACCACAGCCAAACGAGAGGCCCGGAGAAUCUCUUCUGGAUCUGGAUUUUGAUCCAUUUAAGCCUGAUACCAGUACACCUAUUGGGCAGACCCAAUCACCUGUAUCUCAGACACUACCUUGGGAUCUUUGGACGGGAGAUGCUGCACAACCUGCACAGCCCGCUACAGAUGGUGACUUCACUGCCAACUGGGCAGCUGACUUUGGCUCUUCUGCCACUACGGGUACAGAUGAAUCUGCAAAUACUCAACCUGCAGUGGAUGGGCAGGGCUGGCCACCUGCUGAUGGUUGGCCUACAGAUUCAACACCACAGCCUCAAGGAGAGACGGCCACAGAUGAGGAUGCGACAGUCCCAACAUUUAUGGCUGACUUUGAUAAGAUGCCUGAAGCCGAGGCUGAGGCCCCAGAGAGUGAUGUAGCUGAAGGGGAAGGUGAAGCAUCUCCAGCCUCAGAACCUGAGGGUGGAGAGGGUCCUGCCACCACUCCUCCAACCGACACACAACCAGAGGAGAUAACAGCUUCAAGCCCUCCCGCUGAAACGCCCACUAGCACUGUGGAGUCUCCAGUGUCUGCUGAGCCUGAAGCAGCAGAGCAGGCUGAGCUCCCAGUUGAGGACAUAGAACAGGAGCCACCGAGUGAAGAAGCCCCGGAAUCUGUUCCAGUCCAAGAAACAGAAAAGGAGUCACCUACAGAGGCGGCUCUGGCUUCUGUUGAAGAUAAAGAGUCUCCCAUUGAAGAGACUCCGACUAUAGAUGCCAAACCAGAGGAAGAGGCCAGUUCAUUAGAAGCCAAACCAGGAGAUGAACCAGAUAAUGUUGAGCCCAAGUCAACAGAUGAACCAGAUAAGGUUGAGACCCAACCAGGAGAAGUUCCUGAUAAUAUUGAGCCCAAACCAGGAGAUGCUCCUGAUAAUGUUGAGCUCCAGCCAGGGGAUGAAACCAGUAAGGAGAGUGCUGCAAACAAUGGGAAUGAGGAGGAAAAGAUGCCUAUCCCUUCUGUUGUUAUUGAGCCUGCCUCUAGUAAUGAGGGUGAUGAUGACCGUGAUGGUGAUAUUACAUCUCCAAUAGCCACUGGGGAUAAUGGCAUGAUUGCAGAAUGCCAGACAACCAAAGACAGUUCUGGAAUGCCUGCUAGAUUCCUUUUCAAGGUUGAAACAUUGCAUGAUUUUGAAGCGGCGAACCCAGAUGAACUUGAGCUGAAGAAAGGAGACAUAGUUUUGGUAGUACCAACAGAGCUAGCUGAAGAUCAGGAUGCCGGUUGGCUCACUGGCAUCAGAGAGAGUGACUGGCAGCAGCGCGGCACCUCAGCUAAGAAAGGACUGUUUCCUGAAAACUUCACACAGCGUCUGGAGUAAAUGACCUCAGCGUGUUGCGAGAAGGCCGUGUGGAUCUGGACAUUUGCAGACAGAGCCACACAGCUUGAAGUCUGAUGUACUGAUGGCAGCUGUCAUUCAGACUAGACUCAGACCACAUGAGAGGAAAUAACAAUGGAAACAAGUGGAGACACAAAUACCUACUCAGCGCAUAAAGAAAAUAACCAAGCAUGACGUGAUAGUAUGGUCAACCUUUUCUCGCAAAACCAAGAUUAAAUCCUUUUUUUCGUUUACCUGUGAGCAGCAACGAAUUGAUGUGUGCUUUGUUGGAACUCUGGUGACCUCCACAUGUAAUCCCUGUCUGUUUAAAGAAGAACUAAAGUGAGCGUUUCCCCCCUGAAGACUAAACCUUCUCCUCUCUGCACCAAGUGUAUUGUACUGACUUUGUUGCUCUGCAGCGAAUUUUAUCAGAAUUUGUAGUGAUAUGAUCUAUUUAACCAUUCUAAGUGUUACACAAAAAAAAACUUAGGUGUUUUAUUUGAGAUAUUUCGGAUAUAAAUGUGACAUUGCAUCAUUGUUAGUGUUCUCUGUAGUUUCACGGCUGGCCGUGCGCGGCUAUGGUGGUGGUAUUUGGCAUAUAUUUGAUAUUGACAUAUAGUUUAUGGCCGAGAAUUUCAGUGUUUAUGCCAAAUUAAUCAAAGUCCUCUUGGUGAAUAUGGAUAUGUGUUGCGUUUACAGCAUGAGAAGUGUUGUGAGAAGAAAUCUGAAUUAUUGCACCUGGCUAAUACAGCUUUGCAAAACACAACAUGUAGCUCCCUAUAAUUAUGUGUAAUAUAUUCACAAUGACAUAAAUGCAGAACCUAUUCUUGAAUGGACGUGGAAACGUUAAUUUGUGAAUGAUGUCUUAUGUUUUGGAGAAAUUGUAUUUAUUCAACUUUAUAUUUUUUCAGCCAAUGACGAGUGGGAAAGUUCGGGGCGGGAAAUCUAAAAAAUAUGCAAUAUAUGUAACUGGUUGAUAGAGUUAUCAUUGUCUUCAUUGUUUGGUUCUGAGACCAAAAAAAAAACAAAAAAAAAACAGCAUCACUCCUGUGUUCGUAUUGUUAGCCUCACUGUAGAACAUUUCUGUGAUGUACAUAUCUGUGCUACUUUAACUGUAAAGUGAAUAAAGAAUAGU
Molecule: messenger RNA, 3546 nt
Organism: Danio aesculapii
Lineage: Eukaryota; Metazoa; Chordata; Actinopteri; Cypriniformes; Danionidae
Gene: amph
Product: amphiphysin
Exons: 25
Coding region: 60-2414 (784 amino acids)
Biological process (GO): synaptic vesicle endocytosis
Cellular component (GO): plasma membrane; synaptic vesicle; cytoplasm
Molecular function (GO): protein binding; phospholipid binding
Source: RefSeq, a predicted model, not a curated record